AUGGCUGUCCAAAAGUUAUCCGAUAAAAGGCAUAAGAAGAUGCUUAGGAGAAACCUCGAAGGCUUGUUAAGUAAGAUCUACAAGUAUGGAAAUCUACGAGGCGUCGAGUUGGGGUUAUACGUGAAUUAUAUCGAAAAAAACGAGUUCGUCUCGUACGAAACAGGAGGAUUCUUUCGCGAGGAGAUUGAAGAAAAGAAGAGCCACCCCAACGCGAGGAAUUAUACGCCUGAAGAUAAGAGACUCUUGCAGCUAAUGGAAAAGAUGAACUCGAUCGGGAAGACAGGGAGCGAGACACGCCGGGACAGUGAAAGCGAGAAAGGGAUAGAAGCCUUCCCGGAGUUUCCCGAUUUCCAAUUAACUCUAUUUAUCAGCUAA
Messenger RNA from Hypoxylon trugodes, 375 nucleotides. RefSeq lists its product as uncharacterized. The coding region runs from base 1 to 375 and encodes 124 amino acids. The record is from RefSeq and is a predicted model, not a curated record. The transcript has 2 exons. Lineage: Eukaryota; Fungi; Ascomycota; Sordariomycetes; Xylariales; Hypoxylaceae.